AUGGGGAUUGUUGGAUGGGUUUAUGUAGCACUCAAACCACCAAGCCCAAAGAUAUGUGGAACACCAAAUGGUCCUCAAGUAACUUCACCAAGAGUUAAGCUCAACGAUGGAAGGCAUUUGGCCUACAAAGAAUUUGGAGUUCCUAAAGAAAAGGCUCAAUACAAGAUCAUUGUUUCACAUGGCUAUAAUGCUUCCAAAGAUAUGCACAUAGCUGUUUCUCAAGAAUUUAUGGAGGAGGUUAAAGCAUACAUGGUCUUGUAUGAUAGAGCUGGUUAUGGAGAGAGUGAUCCAUAUCCAUCACGCUCAGUAAAGACAGAAGCAUUUGACAUCGAAGAAUUAGCAGACAAAUUGGAGCUUGGAAGCAAAUUUUAUGUUAUUGGAUGUUCAUUGGGAGCAUACCCUAUAUGGGGUUGUCUAAAAUACAUUCCACACAGACUCCUAGGAGCUUCCUUGGUAGUUCCUUUUGUGAAUUAUUGGUGGCCUUCCAUUCCAUCAACAUUGUCAAUACAAUCAUUUUGGAAACUUCCUUUAUGUUUCAAGUUUACAUUUGGAAUUGCACAUUACACUCCUUGGUUAUAUUAUUGGUGGACCAAACAGAAAUGGUAUCGAUCAACGGGGAUAGAAGUUUUGUUUACUAAUUCAGAUUUGGAGAUAUUAAAGGACGUCGUGAACUGUCCAACUAAUUUUAAGGAAAAAAUAAGACAGCAAGGUGAAUAUGAAUGUCUUCAUCGAGACGUAUUGGUUUCUUUUGGAAAAUGGGAGUUCGAUCCCACUGAAUUGACAAAUCCAUCCACUGAGAAUAAGAGAUCUGUUCAUAUGUGGCAAGGCGGGGCAGAUCGUGUCAUCCCGAUCGAAUUUAGUCGUUUUGUGGCACAGAAACUUCCAUGGAUUCAUUAUCAUGAGGUUCCGAAUGCUGGCCAUUUAAUAGUUCAUGAAGGUGAAAGCCUUAAAGCCAUAAUAAGAGCACUUACAGCUGAAUAACUUUAUUCUCCUUCUGUUCAUUUACUACUGUUCUUUAUGUCAGUUUGUCUGAGGUGUUUGAACUAUAUUAAGAAAGCUUCGUAAUAGUGUGACAGAUCAUAUUUUUUGAAUUUAUUAUUUUGAAUUUAA
Messenger RNA from Cucumis sativus (cucumber), 1110 nucleotides. RefSeq lists its product as uncharacterized. The coding region runs from base 1 to 981 and encodes 326 amino acids. The transcript is spliced from 4 exons. The record is from RefSeq and is a predicted model, not a curated record. NCBI's taxonomy places the organism in Eukaryota, Viridiplantae, Streptophyta, Magnoliopsida, Cucurbitales, Cucurbitaceae.